Puccinia triticina is the source of this 273-nucleotide messenger RNA. RefSeq lists its product as uncharacterized. Lineage: Eukaryota; Fungi; Basidiomycota; Pucciniomycetes; Pucciniales; Pucciniaceae. The transcript has a single exon. The record is from RefSeq and is a predicted model, not a curated record. The coding region runs from base 1 to 273 and encodes 90 amino acids.
AUGGUAAAAGCCAAAAUACAUGGACAAUACAUCAAGCAGGCUGCCGUUAAUGCAGAUCCUGAAAUUUACAAUAAGGUUUUCUCUGCGUCUACUUGGGUUGCGACAAUCUUGGGCAACAUGUUCAAGAAAAUGGGGAGCAUCCCAUUCAAGAACAAUGUCAAAAUCAUGCAGAAGAACGGCAUUCCCAAUUUUGCCGAUCUGGGUUUCACGGACAGUACCACAAAAUUGGCCGGUUCUCCUCACAUCUUAUACAUGGACAGUUUUUACAAUUAA